Naegleria gruberi is the source of this 1900-nucleotide messenger RNA. RefSeq lists its product as uncharacterized. Bases 1 to 1884 code for a protein of 627 amino acids. The record is from RefSeq and is a predicted model, not a curated record. The transcript has a single exon. NCBI's taxonomy places the organism in Eukaryota, Heterolobosea, Eutetramitea, Acrasida, Naegleriidae.
AUGAAACCCAACUUGUUUCUUCUGGCAAUCUACCUGUGUGGUGUCUUGCUAUUCGUAUCAUCCAUUGAUCCGAGUGAAGAAAAGCCAACCAUGAUCCUAUUCCACACUGAUCUCAAUUCAUCCGAUUCAAGAUUGGUGUUACAUGCCAAUGGAUCAGCCACUGUUGAGAGAAUAUUUUCCAUUAACGACAUGGAAAUGAUUAAAGCCUUUGUUGAUCAAGAUAGGAUGCAAAUUAGAUUGGAUGGAUUAUCAUCAUGGAUUGAUCCGAAGAGUUUUAUGGCCACUGUUCAACAAGAUACAAUCAUGAUGGACAAGAUGAAACAACAAGAAAUACAAGUUGAUGCUGGUGGAAAUCGUCUUAAGAAGGUUAAUACUGAUAAUAAUUAUUUAAUGUUUAAGGAACAAGUGUAUACUAAAGUUCCAGAUGAUAGAGAAAUGAAGAAGAGAAUGAAAGAAAAGUUGGUCGCUGAACAAAAAGUUAUUCAAAAGAAGAUUGUUUCGUAUGAGAAUAUGAAGAAGCAAAUUGUAGAAUCCAAGUUUGAAUUGGAUCAAUUUGAGCAAAAGUUAAAAUUGGUUGAUGAGUUGAUGGAACUAAUGGAGAAGAAUCAAAUUAAAGUGGAUGAAUUGGAAGAGAAGAUUCAAGAAAUUGGAAAGACUCAAUUGUCAUCUUCCAUGUAUUUUGAAUUUUCAUCAAAAGUUCCAGAAUUUGUUAGGGCAGAUCCAAAACCAUUCAUUCUUAAGAUUAAGUAUAUUAUCAGCAAGGGAAGAUUCAAUUGGACUCCUCAAUAUUUACUCUCAGUUGAUAGUAGUACUCAAACUGGACAAUUAAUGUUUAUGGCGAAUGUAGUUCAAAAGACUGGUGAGAAUUUCACAAAUGCUCUGGUUGAAUUAUCGACAGAUGAAUUAGGACAAGCUCCAAGCAUGCCAGAAUUCAAUCUGUUGACUUUGGAUCAGACAGACAUUUACAAAUAUCUCCGUAAAACGAACAGUCCACACACAUUUGCUGGGUCAUCAUUUAUUAGCCUUACUUCUAAGAAACUUAUGAGUGACCAAAGAAACUAUCAAAAUCAAUUUGAGGGUGCGAAUAUUGAAUCAAAUCAAAUGGAUCAAAACUCACAGGUUUCCACAGAUGUUAUCAGAUCUACCACUUCUUACAUGAUUGCUGAGAGAGCUUCAUUUAUCACUGAUUCAAAUGGGUCAGACAAGACAGUUUCAUUACUCAUUGCCAAGAUUAAUCUCGAAUCAAAGUGGUAUCAUAAAGUCAUUCCAAAACAAUCCUCAAGAGUCUACACAAUCAUGGCCAUUAAGAACAAAUCCAAAUAUCAACUAAUCCCAGGUGAUGUUAAUAUUUUCAUUAAUAAUGUUCUUUCCACACAAUCAAGAAUCAAAUCAGAUGUCUUUCCAGAUGAUGUCUUCCAAUUAGAUAUCGGUAUUGAUAGAAUGGUCUCUGUGAAACUCAAUGAUCACAAUAAGAAUGAACAAGAAUCAGGUUGGUUCUCCAAAACCAAUUCCAUCACUGAAAAUUCACAAAUUACCAUUGAAAACAAGAAGGAUGUUCCAAUCAAUAUUACAGUUAUCAAUGCUUUACCAUUCACAGAAGAUUGGCAUACAGACGAUAAGUUACAAAUCAUCCUCACUCAACCAAAGACAGACCAAGGAAAGGAUAUUGAUUUACAUGAAAUUUUCCUUCCAAAACCAGGUCCAGAUGGAAAGGACACAUUCUAUCCAACUGAAUAUCAAUUCAACACCAAGGUUGGUAAAAAGGAUAUGAAAUGCAAGAUUAAAAAGAGAAAUCAUGCAUUAGAACGAAACUUUUCCAUUUCUUCAAAGGAAUCAAUUGUAUUGCCAUUGUCUUUUCAAAUGUGCGUCACUCUUGCAAAAUAAAAGGUCUUACUAGUUC